This is a messenger RNA of Aspergillus alliaceus, 2490 nucleotides long. RefSeq lists its product as uncharacterized. The coding region runs from base 202 to 2148 and encodes 648 amino acids. The transcript has 6 exons. NCBI's taxonomy places the organism in Eukaryota, Fungi, Ascomycota, Eurotiomycetes, Eurotiales, Aspergillaceae. Gene Ontology annotation, cellular component: nucleus; cytosol. Gene Ontology annotation, biological process: protein deubiquitination; regulation of protein stability. The record is from RefSeq and is a predicted model, not a curated record. Gene Ontology annotation, molecular function: cysteine-type deubiquitinase activity; protein binding; cysteine-type endopeptidase activity.
GGGGAAAUGACACCGUCCCUAACACCACCGUCCGCGGAGGUCCUUCUGGGCCUCGUAUUCCUGGCCGUGCCAAGACGGACACGGGCAUUUCAGAUGCGCUAAAAACAGAAUUUUUUUUAUAUCUUCGGCGAUGUUACUAGAGAAACCUCAGCCGUUGUGUGAUUUUGGGUCAGGCUUAUCGAACGCAUAACCGUCGACAUCAUGAAGAAACUCAUCAGUCGGUGGAGAGCAUCACGUCGGCAGUCGACCGUCGAGACUUCUGCUGCAAAUACUUCUGAUGGCUCUAUAGCACGUCAUCCGCUGCCAGGUGUGCCAUUCCGCGGUAGUGAGGAUACGCUGAUGGGGGGAAAGGAAUACAAUGUAGAGGUCGCCAGCGCACCGAGUAACCCGGACUUGUCCAUGUCCACCUCAGCAAGUCCCCCAGGUGCUCUCGGAGAUGCCAAUACGGUCACCAAGCUGAAGUCCAACUGCUGGUCUGCAUGGCUACAGAAGGGAGAGGCCCUUUUGCGAAUGGGCCAGUUGCAAGCCGCGGAGGAGGCCCUCCAGAAGGCAUUGGAACUCGCGGAGAUUAUUGAUAAACCAAAAGUACAGAAAAGACUCGAUGACUUACAAUCCCAACAUGAAGUAGGAUCAUUGCUUUGUGAUAAUGAACCUGCUGCACACGCUACGUUACCAGACGAUUCCCCCGAUCAUAAAUCCACUCUAGACCACAAUACCCUAAUGGCGAAGCUUUUGCCUAGUGAUCCUGAUCUGGACACCCUGGCACAAGCUCACUAUACUUGGAAUAUCGCGGACUGGAAGGCCAUGCAGAAGAGAGAACUAGGCCCCGUCUUUGAAUGCGGUAGAUGGCCUUGGCGAAUUAUCUGUUUUCCAUCCGGAAAUAAUGUAGAUAAUAUAUCGCUAUACUUAUCGCACGCGUACGAGGAAGGGCAGGAACCUAGUGAUUGGUAUGCAUGUGUCCAAUUCGCGAUCGUCUUGUGGGAUCCCCAAGCACCAUCACAGUACAUCGCGCGAGACGCACACCAUCGUUUUACCGUGGACGAACCAGACUGGGGAUUCACCGAUUUCUGCCGCAACGAGGAUAAGGACAAUUGCCUGAAAGGGUGUGGUGCGAUGGCGAUCACUGUGUACCUGCGUCUGGUGAAGGACCCAACCGGAGUCUUAUGGCACAAUUUCUAUAAAUACGACUCGAAGAAGGAGACGGGGAUGGUAGGCUUAACUCGCCGAGGGACCUUGUGCUAUCUAAAUACAACUCUGCAAUCGUUGUACAAUAUCACUGCUUUUCGAAAGGUCAUAUACAACAUUCCGUCUGAAAUGGGCGCCCCCUCGGACUUUGUAUCGGAGCUUCAAACACUGUUUCGGUCUCUGGAGACCAGUGACUCCGCAGUCUCAACUAUGGGACUCACUGCCUCUUUCGGUUGGCAUGGGCGAGAAUUUAUCCCCGAGGAUAUUUGCGAGUUUUGGAGAGUGCUGAUGAUGAGCCUUCAGCGAAGGCUGCAGGGAACCAGUGUCCAGCGUUCCCUGUCUGAUUUGUUCGUUGGGAAAUCCUGCACGUACCUACUCCGGGGUGGUGAGUUGGGCCAUAAACUCUCCGAGGAAGAGUUCUGGCAUCUCGAUUUGAAGAUCCGCAACAACUCAACUCUGCAGUGCAGUUUCGAUGAGAUCACAGCACCUAGUCCUGGAAGCAACUCAUCCAACUCUGGGACAAUCCGGGUUCGCAAGUUCGAGACAUUGCCACCCGUACUUUGUCUCCAAUUGCAGCGAGCGGCAUUGGAUACCAACCAGAAGCGUGUCGUCAAACUGUAUGACUCCUUCGAAUUUGGACUCGAGUUCGACGCGACUCGAUACAUCUGGCCUGGAGCGACAACAUCCGAACCGUGGCUUUAUCAGCUGAUAGGCGUGAUUGUCCACGAUGGCGACGCCUUGACAGGCAAGCACUACUGCUUCCUACGGCCCGGAAAGGAAGAACCGUUUUACCGGUUUGAGAAUGAGCAAGUAAACAGAGCAACAAUAAAAGAAGCAGUCAAUGCCAACUUUGGGUGUGGUUCGCUGCGUUCCCAGUCGCAAGGAGAAAAGCCUUCCGCGGCGACGGCAGUUAUGCUCCUAUAUCUUCGGAAAUCAAGGCUAAAUGAUUUGUUCAUGCAGUAGUAGCCUUGCUGCAUAAAGGAGCCUAUGCAUGACGACCAUAUCUGCAAUCUUUUCGCUCAGUGAUGUCGCACAGCAAUAGACAACUAGUAAAUAUGCUUGAUGCUGUGAAACGGGACAUGGUCCAUUAAUGGAUAUAUUUGAUAUAUACAACUUUAUUGCAGUAAAAUCAAUCCGGGCACAGUAAGGUACACUCAUCUUUUCGUCACGCAUCAUCAUGUUCCCGUUUUUUCACAGUUUAUCAACACUAGCGUUGGCAACAAAUCAGUAGGAAUCACAGCAACACCUACAUUUCUGACGGGAUGCUCCUUGAACUUGGCAAGCUCCGACAGCACGGCACUAUCC